AUGGGUGAUGAAGAAAUCACUUUCUCCCAACACCAAGACAACAUCUGCGAUCACCUCUCCACCGGCAACAGACAGUCUCCUCUAUCCCGCUCAAUUCUUCAAGAACCCCUUCCCAAGAAGCCCAUUCUCAAACACGACCACUUCGGCUACAAGAAACUCUCCCUUUCUCAGUAUUUCACCCCCGCGCCGCUCCGCCGCACUAUUUCAGAACCAAUUUAUUCUCCGGGCACCACCAAUUCCACCGCGGCGCCUCCAAGAUCGUCGGAAAUCCCCAAUUCUCCAGCUCCAGUCAAUGCUGGCCAAGAAAUGGCGCCGCCCGCUCUACACCGCACAAUGUCCGCUCCGAUUCCUGUCUUCGCCGCCACUCCGCCGCGCCCAUCCGCCGGGAGGAAACCUUCUAGGUCUCCCACCCGCGGAGAGAAUCCCAGUGCCAAGAGGUUGAAGAGGAUGAAGGAGCGGUUGAAAGUGAUGAGCGAGUGGUGGAACCAAGUUGCCAGUGAAGACGAUGAUGAGGAAAAUCUUGAAUCCGAAAAUGAUAACGAUCCCAAGGAAGAGUGUGAAGGAGAGGCUGAAAUUCCUUCACAAGAAGCUGUGUUUGUGGAGAAGAGUGGAGAAUGCCUAGUCCUCCAUUUCAAGUGCCCUUGUGGUGAUGGCUACCAGAUUCUGCUUUCUGGGGACAACUGCUACUACAAACUCACUAAUUUCCGAAACAGCUGAGGAUAAAUCUUCUACCUCGAAGAUUUCUAGUGACUGACUGACUGAUCAAAUAUUAGACAUGCUCGUUCGCUUGUGUAAUCUACACCUCAUACAUACAUCUUGUGAUUAAUAUUCAUGUACAAAGAAUUUUGCUGGGGUAUCAGUAUAUGUUCAUUGAUUUGUUUCUUUGCUAGAC
Salvia hispanica is the source of this 892-nucleotide messenger RNA. RefSeq lists its product as uncharacterized. NCBI's taxonomy places the organism in Eukaryota, Viridiplantae, Streptophyta, Magnoliopsida, Lamiales, Lamiaceae. The record is from RefSeq and is a predicted model, not a curated record.